UAAAUUCUAGUACAGGAUAAUCAGGAUGAAAAGAUGGCAGCCAUGCUGUUACCAACGGGUCCUGAUGGCUUGCGCCGGUUCACUCGCGAAUCCCUGGCCGCCAUCGAGCAGCGGAUUGCCGAGGAGCAGGCCAAGAACGCCAAGGAUUACCAGGAGGAUCUGGGCAACGUGGAGCUGCCCAUGUCCAGGCCCGACCUGGAGGCCGGAAAACAACUUCCACGCAUCUUUGGUGACAUUCCCCCAGGACUGGUUGGGGUACCUCUGGAUGACAUCGAUCCCUUCUACUUCAAGAAUCAGAGGACUUUUAUAGUAGUUAAUAAAGGGACGGCCAUCUUCCGGUUCAGUGCCACGUCUGCUCUCUAUAUAUUUACCCCUUUCACCUUCCUCAGAAGAAUCUCCAUCAAAGUCCUGGUCCAUUCAUUAUUCAGCUUGUUCAUUAUGUGUACUAUUCUGACCAACUGUUGCUUCAUGGCCAUGUCGGACCCCGCCCCUUGGACCAAGUACCUGGAGUACACGUUCACCGGUAUCUACACCUUUGAGUCCAUGAUAAAGAUAUUUGCGAGAGGAUUCUGUGUCGGGCCGUUCACCUUCCUGAGAGACCCAUGGAACUGGCUAGAUUUUAGUGUAAUCUCUAUGGCAUAUCUCACGGAGUUUGUGGAUCUGGGAAACGUGUCUGCGUUGAGAACAUUCAGGGUCCUCCGAGCGCUGAAAACCAUCUCUGUCAUUCCAGGCCUGAAGACCAUCGUUGGUGCUCUGAUCCAGUCAGUGAAGAAGCUUGCCGACGUGAUGGUCCUGACUGUGUUCUGCCUGAGCGUGUUCGCUCUCAUCGGCCUGCAGCUCUUCAUGGGCAUCCUGCGGCAGAAGUGCGUCCGUAGCGCGGCACACUGCGUCAACUCGUCAUACAACGUCAACGACACCUUCACCUGCAACAACAGGACCUGGAGCUCCAUGAACGACUUUGUCACCAAUGAAGAUAAUUUCUACAAAGUUGAAGGAGCAAAGGAUGCCUUAAUUUGUGGAUAUGGACAAGAUGCAGGGAAGUGUCCUGAGGGAUUUGACUGUCUGAGAAUAGGAAGGAACCCUAACUAUGGUUAUACCAGCUUUGACAGCUUUGGCUGGGCUUUCCUGGCGCUGUUCCGGCUGAUGACCCAGGACUACUGGGAGAACCUCUAUCAUCAGACUCUGCGUUCAGCAGGGAAAACCUACAUGGUCUUCUUUGUGCUGGUCAUCUUUCUGGGUUCCUUCUACCUGGUCAACCUGAUCCUGGCUGUGGUGGCCAUGGCCUACGAGGAACAGAACCAGGCCACCAUCCAGGAGGCCUGGAUGAAGGAGAGAGAGUUCCAGCUGGCCAUGGAACAUGUACGCAGAGAACAGAGGAUGGCCGAGAGAAGAAUCCAGCAGGAGACAGACUCGGUCAUGUCUCCAGAGCUGUCCCCGUUUCAACUCAAAGUGAGCAGUAGUUUGAAACGGACAGCCAGUAGAAGAUCUCGCAGGAUGCUGUCCGAGGAUCCAGAGGACGAAUCAGACGAGAAGUUUGAUCCACUGGAUGAGCGGGUGGUACGACAGACACUUUUUACAUUUCCCCCUGCCUCCCCGUCUCCCAUGCCCGUCCACCCUCUCCUUGCUGCCAUGUCGUCUCACCCUCUCAGCACUCGCCGUGGCAGCCAGGCCAGUAUCUUCUCCUUCAGACCCUGUACCACCUCUGAUGCCGACUUCGGGGAUGACGAGUACAGUGUUCACGGGGACAUCAUGGGGAGGAGCAGGGCAGGCUCCACCAUCGGCCCCAACUGGCAACACAAGCACAAAAGGACAGGCAGUGUGAGGAGCCAUUGCUCCCAGGUCUUCACCCCCAGUCUCAACAUCAACGGACGUCUCAACAUCUCCCUGGACCAGAACGGCGUCACCACUGUCGGCCUGCACACCCCCACCUCCCUACCCGCCUGCAGCAUGGAGAAGGUCAAAGAAGAUAAAGAGCCCACCUGUAUAGAAGAGUCCAGUGCCAAGCCAGCCCAGCUCUCCCCCGAGACUGCAGAGCCUCCCCUCCGUAGGAAACGCGGUCUGAGCUCCAUUAGCUUCCUCAGCGAUGCCAUGGAUGAGCUGGAGGAGUCUCGUCAGAAGUGCCCCCCGUGCUGGUACACUUUUGCCAAGGCGUACCUGAUCUGGGACAGGUGCCCGUGGUGGCUGAAGGUAAAGGAGUAUGUGAAGAUGAUUGUGAUGGAUCCCUUCCUAGACCUGGCAAUAACCAUCUGUAUCGUCCUCAACACCCUCUUCAUGGCCCUGGAACACUACCCCAUGACCGACGAGUUCAACAAUGUGCUCUCUGUUGGCAAUCUGGUGUUCACGGUGAUCUUCACAGCAGAGAUGGUAUUCAAGCUGAUAGCCAUGGAUCCAUACUUUUACUUCCAGCAGGGCUGGAACAUGUUUGACGGCAUCAUCGUCUGUCUCAGCCUCAUGGAGCUGGGCCUGUCCAACGUAGAGGGACUGUCCGUCCUGCGCUCCUUCAGACUGUUGCGAGUGUUCAAGCUAGCGAAGUCAUGGCCCACCCUGAACACACUGAUCAAGAUCAUCGGUAACUCCGUGGGAGCUCUGGGAAACCUGACCCUGGUACUGGCCAUUAUCGUCUUCAUCUUCGCCGUGGUGGGCAUGCAACUGUUCGGCAAGAACUACCAGGACUGCGUUUGUAAGAUCUCUAAGGAUUGUAUGUUACCCCGCUGGCACAUGAAGGACUUCUUCCACUCGUUCCUCAUCGUGUUCCGGGUGCUGUGUGGCGAGUGGAUCGAGACCAUGUGGGAUUGUAUGGAGGUGGCAGGGCAACCUCUCUGCAUCCUAGUCUUCAUGCUGGUCAUGGUCAUAGGAAACCUGGUGGUGCUGAACCUGUUCUUGGCCCUGCUGCUCAGCUCGUUCAGCUCAGACAACCUGUCAGCUCCCGACGAAGACGGAGAGAUGAACAACAUCCAGAUCGCCGUCGCCCGCAUCCACACGGGGUUCGCCUGGCUGAUGAGGAACGUCACCGACUUAUUCAACGGAAACCUGAAGAAGAGACGUCUCAUGACUAAAGACGUUCAGAUUUCUGUGAAGCUGACACCCGUAGCGAAUCACGUGGAGAGUAACGGUGGGGUGGGGGUCGGGGUGGUAGGGGUGAUCGGACGCUACGGAGAGAAGGUCCCGGACGACGACAGCUACAUGACCAACCCCAACCUGACCAUCAGUGUGCCCAUCGCUCCAGGGGAGUCGGACGUGGAGUUCCCUGAGGAAGGAGAGGUGGAGGAGGAGACGGAGUCGUCAGAGGACGAGGACAACAAAGCGGAAAAAGUGAGCCUAUCAGAAGGCAGCACGGUGGACUUGCGGAAGCCAGGGGAGGAAGAGGAUGACUUUUCUGAGACGGCUGACGAUGUUAUGGAGCCAGAUGAAUGUUUCCCUGAAUUCUGUGUUCGCCACUGUAAGUGCUGUGAGAUCAACACGACACGGGGCCUGGGUCAGGCCUGGUGGAGACUGAGGAAGACCUGUUACCAGAUUGUUGAACACAGCUGGUUCGAGACUUUUAUUAUCUUCAUGAUCCUGCUGAGCAGUGGUGCUCUGGCAUUUGAGGACAUCUACAUUGAGAAAAGGAAAGUGGUGAAGGUAAUCUUGGAGUACGCUGAUAAGGUCUUCUCCUACAUAUUCGUCCUAGAGAUGUUCCUCAAAUGGAUUGCCUACGGCUUCAAGAAGUACUUCACCAACGCUUGGUGUUGGCUGGACUUCCUCAUUGUCGAUGUGUCGUUGGUGAGCCUGGUAGCUAACUCUCUGGGCUACUCUGACUUUGCUGCCAUCAAAUCACUGAGGACUCUCCGAGCGCUGAGGCCCCUAAGGGCCCUGUCCAGAUUCGAGGGAAUGCGGGUGGUGGUGAACGCACUGAUUGGAGCCAUCCCAUCCAUCAUGAACGUCCUGCUGGUCUGCCUCAUCUUCUGGCUCAUCUUCAGCAUCAUGGGAGUCAACCUGUUCGCAGGGAAGUUUGGUAAAUGUGUGAACCGGACAGGGUUCAUCCACAAUGCGUCCAUCGUCAACAACAAGUCAGAGUGCCUGGCCAUGAACGACACUCAGUUUUAUUGGACUAAAGUCAAGGUCAACUUCGACAACGUGGGACUAGGAUACCUCUCACUGCUGCAAGUGGCCACGUUUAAAGGAUGGAUGGAAGUUAUGCAUGCUGCUGUUGAUUCACGUGGGGUAGAGGAGCAGCCAAUCAGGGAGAUCAACCUCUACAUGUACCUCUACUUUGUCAUCUUCAUCAUCUUCGGAUCCUUCUUCACUCUCAACCUCUUCAUCGGCGUCAUCAUUGAUAAUUUCAACCAGCAAAAAAGAAAGUUAGGUGGACAAGACAUUUUCAUGACUGACGAGCAGAGGAAGUACUACAACGCUAUGAAGAAAAUAGGCUCUAAAAAGCCCGAAAAGCCAAUACCAAGACCUACGAAUAUCCUCCAAGGCUUCUUAUUUGACCUGGUAUCCAAGCAAGCCUUUGACAUCAUCAUUAUGAUGCUGAUCAUCGUCAACAUGGUGACCAUGAUGGUGGAGACAGACGAUCAGUCCGCACGCAUGGAGUCCAUUCUCAACAAGAUCAACCUGAUUUUCAUCGUCAUCUUCACCACCGAAUGCCUCAUGAAGAUCGUGGCACUUCGUUGCUAUUUCUUCACCGUGGGAUGGAACAUCUUUGACUUUGUGGUUAUCAUCCUGUCCAUCGUUGGUAUCGUUCUGGCUGACAUCAUUGAGAAGUACUUUGUAUCUCCGACUCUGUUCCGUGUCAUCAGACUGGCAAGGAUAGGACGCGUACUUCGACUAAUACGUGGAGCCAAAGGAAUAAGGACUUUACUGUUUGCCUUAAUGAUGUCCAUGCCAGCGUUGUUCAACAUCGGCCUCCUGCUCUUCCUCGUAAUGUUCAUAUACGCUAUCUUCGGAAUGGCCAACUUCGCUUACGUAAAAAAAAAGGAAGGGAUAGAUGACAUGUUCAACUUUGAGACCUUUGGGAAUAGUAUGAUCUGCUUGUUCCAGAUCAGCACUUCCGCCGGGUGGGACAACGUCCUGGAGCCCAUCAUGUCUAACUCCCCAGAGGAGUGUGAAGCCUACGUCGUCAACACCGGCACCAACGUCCGAGGAAACUGCGGCAACCCGUCCGUCGCAAUCGCCUUCUGUGUCAGCUACAUCAUCAUAUCGUUCCUCAUCGUGGUCAACAUGUACAUCGCCAUCAUCCUGGAGAACUUCAGCGUGGCCACCGAGGAGAGCACCGAGCCGCUGAGCGAGGACGACUUCGAGAUGUUCUACGAGGUGUGGGAGAAGUUCGACGCAGAGGCCACCCAGUUCAUAGAGUUCUCCAAGCUGUCGAAUUUCGCAGACAACCUGUCGGAGCCGCUGCGCAUCGCCAAGCCUAACAAAAUCAAGCUGAUCUCUAUGGACCUGCCGAUGGUGAGCGGGGACAAGAUCCACUGCCUGGACAUUCUGUUCGCCUUCACCAAACGCGUGCUGGGCGAGUCGGGCGAGAUGGACGCCCUCAAGCAGCAGAUGGAGGAGAAGUUCAUGAUGGCCAACCCGUCCAAGAUCUCCCACGAACCAAUCACUACGACCCUACGCCGCAAGCAGGAAGACGUGUCUGCCAUCAUCAUCCAGCGCUGUUACAGACGCCACCUGUUGAAACGGCAGAUGAAGCAGGCCUCAUUCCUUUACAGACAGAGGAACCUUCAGACCAACCUGAACUUGCAGGAGCACAUAGUGGUGGACAUAGAGAGGGCCCCGGAGACGGAGGGCCUCAUCGCCGCCAUGAUAAAGGAACACUACGGCCCCGAGGGGCCCGACGAGGAGGAGCUGGUGGGGGUCUUGGGGGUCAUGGAAGGGACUCUGUCCUCCUCACCGCCAUCUUACGACAGUGUGACCCGGCCGGGGGCGGCUAGUGACGUUGGUCAGAUAGAACGGCUAGAAAGGCCGGGAGUCUUAGUGUUAGAACUCAGGGAACCUAGCCCCUCACAAACAUAUAGGGAACCUAGCACCUCACAAACAUAUAGGGAACCUAGCACCUCACAAACAUAUAGGGAAUCUAGCACCUCACAAACAUAUAGGGAACCUAGCACCUCACAAACAUAUAGGGAACCUAGCACCUCACAAACAUAUAGGGAACCUAGCACCUCACAAACAUAUAGGGAACCUAGCACCUCACAAACAUAUAGGGAACCUAGCACCUCACAAACAUAUAGGGAACCUAGCACCUCACAAACAUAUAGGGAACCUAGCACCUCACAAAAAUAUAGGGAACCUAGCACCUCACAAACAAAUAGGGAACCUAGCACCUCACAAAAAUAUAGGGAACCUAGCACCUCACAAACAAAUAGGGAACCUAGCACCUCACAAACAUUUGAAGAGACAUUUCUUUGAGAUAUUGUUUUCAGGAAACGUGUUUUGUGUUGUUGUUUUGUUUACAACAUGUACAGUAUCAUAACGCGGAACAACUCUCUCGGUACAAGAUGAACAUUUUUAUAGCAGAAAAUACACAGGAAUUUCAUUGGUAAAAAUGCAAAUAUUGCUUUUCUAUUAUUUAUAUAAGACCCUUUUGUCAAUCAAACAAUCAUACGAUAUGUGUAUUAAUAAUGUUUAGAAAACCCAGGCACCAUUUUUGAAGAUGGCGAUGCCACUCUAAAAAUGUAUCAUAAGCUGUACCCAAAGUAAAAGAAAGGUGAGUUAAAAAAAAAAAAAAUAGAAACUUAUAAACAAAUGUGUGAUUUCAUAUAUUCUGUCAUAACGGUUAAUUAACCAGAAAAGUGUAAAUGACAAUCAAUCAGCUCUGAAUAACAUUUUAGGAGUUGGAUUGUUUUGUUUUAACAAAUGAAUAGAGAUAAAUAUGGAGUGUUUAGAUCUUGGUUCUCGUUUUGAUUACAGAUGAUGAACUCUUCUCUUUAUUAUCAAAAAAAGAAAAUGGCAUCUUGAUUUGCUAAAAAUAUAUAUAUUUCUGAAAAAAAGUGUAUAUUUCAGUAUAUUUUCUUAUUAAUGGAUAUUUCAGGACAAAUGUUGUUGUUCUUUUCUAACUAAUGAGUUAAUAUGGUAAAGACCACAUUAUUUGAUCAGAAGUGUAUAGUUUAUAUAUAU
This is a messenger RNA of Oncorhynchus keta (chum salmon), 7101 nucleotides long. Its product is annotated as sodium channel protein type 4 subunit alpha-like. NCBI's taxonomy places the organism in Eukaryota, Metazoa, Chordata, Actinopteri, Salmoniformes, Salmonidae. Gene Ontology annotation, molecular function: voltage-gated sodium channel activity. Gene Ontology annotation, biological process: membrane depolarization during action potential; neuronal action potential; sodium ion transmembrane transport. Bases 34 to 6393 code for a protein of 2119 amino acids. The record is from RefSeq and is a predicted model, not a curated record. The transcript is spliced from 27 exons. Gene Ontology annotation, cellular component: voltage-gated sodium channel complex; plasma membrane; axon.